AUGUCAUCAGAACUUGAACCGCAUAUAUUGAAACGUUAUGAAAUUGAGAAGAGAAUAGGAAAAGGUGCAUAUGGAAUCGUAUGGAAAGCGAUCAAUCGAAAGACAAAAGAAGUUGUUGCUCUGAAAAAAAAUUUCGAUGCAUUUCGUAAUCAAACAGAUGCUCAAAGAACAUUUCGUGAAAUUGCAUUUUUACAAGCGUUUGGUAAUCAUCCAAAUAUUAUUGGUUUAUACAAUGUAAUACGAGCUGAAUGUGACAAGGAUAUCUACUUAGUAUUUGAAUACAUGGAGACAGAUUUACAUAAUGUAAUUCGUAAAGGGAAUAUUUUGAAAGAUAUACAUAAACAGUAUAUUAUGUAUCAAUUAUUUAAAGCAACUGCAUAUUUACAUUCUGGGGAAGUGAUUCAUCGAGAUUUAAAGCCAUCAAAUGUUCUACUGGAUUCUGAUUGUUUAGUAAAAUUAUGUGAUUUUGGUUUAGCACGUUCAUUAAAAGGUCCAACACGUUGGUAUCGUGCACCUGAAAUUUUAUUAGCAUGUCAUGAUUAUACAAAAGGUGUUGAUAUAUGGAGUUUAGGUUGUAUAUUAGGUGAAAUGUUAAUUGGUACACCAUUAUUUCCUGGUACAUCAACAUUAGAUCAAAUUGGACGUAUUAUGGCUGGAUUACCAAAAUUAAGUAGAGAAGACAUGGAAAGUAUUAGAAGUCCAUAUAGCAUUUCAAUUUUGGAAAAAACCCAUAUCAAACGUCGUCCAUUAGAUCAAAUAUUAAAAAAUGCUAAUAAAACUGUAAUGGAUUUACUUAAUCAAAUGAUUAAUUUUAAUCCACAUAAACGAAUUGAUGCUUUAACUGCACUUAAACAUCCAUAUGUUCGAAAAUUUUUUAAUCCAGAAGAAAUCAUGAGUAAAACACAUAAUGUGGUUCCACCAUUAGAUGAUAAUAUUCAAUUAACUGUAACUGAAUAUCGUAAUCGUUUAUAUCAGAUAAUUAACUCAAAGAAACUACGCAGACAUAAUCGAACUAAGGCGAUGGAUCAAUUACAAAAUGCAAUUCCGAAUACAACACAAACAGAGAAGAGUGAUUGUGAACUGACUGUUAGAAAUCAAAUAGCUGUGGAUAAAAUCACAUGUUCUGAACUGAGAAAUAAUCAUUUAGAAGAUGGAAGACAGUUAGAACGUAAUCAAACACCUUCAACUAUGAAUGUUAACCAUAAAUCAUUCAUUCAACCGGUAAAUCGUACCACUCCUGAUCAAGAAUGUCAUAAAAAUUCUCAUUUAAAUGUUUGGAACCCUGAAAAUAUGAGACCUAUAUCUGAUUUGGCUACAUAUACAGUUAAAUCCAGCUCUUCAUUAUCUGUGGUUAGACCUUGUUCUCAUACAGAAUCUAUGACAAAUGUGAACAAUGAAGAAUUGUCAUGCGUUGGUGGGCAAAAUUAUAAUGAUUCCUCAUGUGAACAUGAAAAUAUCAACAGUACACAUACAGUAAUGGUAAAACCAUCUGACAUGGCCAAGUCGUCAUUCGAUCAAAAAUCUUCUAGUAAUCAUCUCAACACUUCAAUUCUUAAUAAGGAAUCAAGAAUAUGCAUUUCUACAAGUGAUUGUUAUCAUGUCAAUGAAGCUGAUAAUAAAACAUUCAGUCAUAGUAAUGGAAAUAUAUACGAACGAUGUAAUACACCAAGUAAUUUACGUAGUAAACAAAAACUAAAUGGAUCUAUUCAAAAUAAUUUAAAUUCUGGAAUUAGUCAACCAUAUAAUGAUCAAUUGGAUCCACAAACAAUGAAUAAUGAUACAAAUAGUACUAAUUGUACACAUGACACAUGCAAGUUGAAUGGAUCCAGUUCAAUUAGUAGAAUCAAUAAUAAUAAUUCAUUCAGAAAAUCAUUUUCUUCCUUUAAUUUACCAUCCUCAUCAUCAUCAUCAUCAUUGUCAACAUCCAUAAUUAAAAAUAAAUUCGAUCAAUUGAAUACUAAUCUGAUACAACCUAAUGAAUCAUUGAGUCACUCCUAUAGCAGUUAUCAAUAUCAACAACAGUCAGUAAGCAAUUCAACAGUGAACUGUAAUUCAAGUGAACAAUUAAACAUCAACUGUACCAUGAAUAACUCAUUGGUUGAAAUGAAAAAACCGGAAAGUUUCUUAGAUAAAUCUGAUCAACAAUUUGAGAAUCCAUUUGGAAAAACAUUGAUCUCAAUCAAUAAUAGACUGAAUCAUUUACUCAAAACUAAUUAUCCAUCUUCAUCAACAGUGAUAACAUCAUCAUUAACAUCGUCAUCAUCAUUAUCAUCAUCAUCAGACUGGCCAAAAUGUCAAAGUCCUACACCGAUUAAAUCAAAAUCAUCAUCAUCAACAACAACAACAACAAUGUCAUCAUCACAUAAAUGGUUGAAUGCAAAUGAUAACAUUGAACAGAAUAAAUCGAAGUUUGUUACCAUGAAUAAAAGUCAUAAAUAUAAUUUUAGUAAAUCAACAAAUAAUUUAUUAAAUCAUUCAAAUACCUUGAAUAAUAGUAGUUCAUUAAGCAGUGGACAAUUAACACCAUGUCAAAUUCAAACAACAACUAAUUUAAAUGAAGAACGAAAUUAUAAAAGUAUAUCUGAGAAUAAGAUUAAUGAGUUGGAUAUGCAAAAUCGACGAUUUGCCUCAGCUCCUUUAUUACCUGCACCUUUAUUAACUGGAAAUAUCAUACGAAAUCGACCAGUCAUUAACAUCACAAGUACUACGACUACUACAACUACUACCAAAUCUACUGGUGAUAUAUUCAGUUCAACUAAACUUAAUUCUAAAUCAUAUUUAAUUAGUUCAAAUACUGGUUCAUCAUCAGUUGUUCGAUUACAUUCAUCUAGUGAAUUAAAUAAUUUAUUUCAAGACUAUAGGCUACGUAGAACAUCUAAGAGUACUUCGAUAGAUGAAUCAAUAUCCCCUGGUUGUGUUUCAUCUAAUGAUAUCCAUACUAAUAAUCAACGGCAUACGAAUAUCAAUAAUCAUCAUACUACUAGUUUGGCACAGUUUUAUCAUCCAAGUCAUUUACGAAAUGACAGUAUGCAACCGAAUCUCAAUGGAAUUCAUGAUCAGCACAGUGAUUUGAGGAAAUCAUCUGUAAAAUAUAUGUCGACAGCCUCUAACAUAUUAGACACUGCCACAGAGGCUUCAAAGAAUUCAAAGAUACAGUUAAGCACAAGUGAUAGUCAAGUAAAUCACGUCAUUCGAACCAAAUUUCUAUCCAAUGGAAUAUCUAACAAUACCAGUAGUCAUCAAAAAUCAUAUCGUACACUUUUACCAUCCACUAAUUUAGGACUUCAAUUUAAUACCAUAUCGGAUAGAACAAAAUGUUCCCAUUUAAAACAAUCCCAUAUAAAUAUCAACUCAACGUUAAAUGAUACAAAUCAAUUGAAUAAUGAAACAUUAUCAACAAACACAAAAUAUACACCAUUGAUAAAUCAUAAUAGACAACGUUUAAUACCACAACAUAUAUUGUCACGUUUAAAAUCAUUGAAAGAAAUGAACAAUAGUGAAAAUCAUUACAUGUAAGGUGGUAACAUUAAACAUCCACCAUAAACUGAUACCUUUGUGUGAUGAUAACUGUUCAAUAUUGAAUGUG
Schistosoma mattheei is the source of this 3586-nucleotide messenger RNA. The record is from the annotation of a GenBank genome assembly. Lineage: Eukaryota; Metazoa; Platyhelminthes; Trematoda; Strigeidida; Schistosomatidae.